Molecule: messenger RNA, 342 nt
Organism: Aspergillus costaricaensis CBS 115574
Lineage: Eukaryota; Fungi; Ascomycota; Eurotiomycetes; Eurotiales; Aspergillaceae
Exons: 4
Coding region: 1-342 (113 amino acids)
Source: RefSeq, a predicted model, not a curated record
AUGCGUGAGGGAACACAAGAGAGAUUGGGAAUCUCGCCGUGGCACUGCUUGGUAGAAAGCGAGAGCCAAGUCAGCGGUGGGGACGAGGUAGAACAAGAAUGGGAUCCCUCAACUUGCCUUCUACAGUCUGGUGCCGACGUCAGAUCCACAUGGCUUCAGCGCCAACCGACCGGGAACCUUGCCUCCCUCAACUCUGAUGUUCUCUUCCUUGGUUCAGUCCAGCUCGACCGCAUCAAGAAUGCUAUUCGAGCGGGUGGAAGUCCGGCGCUGUUCCGCGGAAAACUCCAACGUACUUCAUUCUCAAAGAUGCAUGAUGGCAAUCGGACAAAAAGUGCUGUGUAG